AUGGUCCAGGACGAGCUGAGAAAGAUCAUCACGACCCUUGCAGUGAAGAAUGAGGAGAUCCAAAAUUUCAUCUACUUGCUCAAGCAGAUGCUUCAAAAUGUGGAGACCAAUUCGGAUCGGGUCCAAGAAGACCUGGAGGCCGAGUUCCAGUCCCUCUACGUCCUGCUGGAUGAGCUCAAGGAAGGGAUGCUGAUGAAGAUCAAACAAGAUCGGGCCAGCCGGACGUACGAACUGCAGAACCAGCUGGCGGCUUGCACGAAAGCCUUGGAAAGCUCAGAGGAACUUUUGGAAACCGCCAACCAGACCCUCCAGGGGGCUCAGAACCAGGAUUUCAACCAGACGUGGGGAAACUUGAAAUCUCCUCUCUAACUUGCCUUUUCUCCCCCCCCCCAUAGCGUGACUAUGGCCCCCGCAUUCCGGCUCUCGCUCAAGGCUAAAGUAACGGACAACAUGAGCCAUUUGAUGGUGGAUUUCGCCCAGGAACGCCAAAUAUUGCAGAAUUUGAAAUUCCUGCCAGUUCCCAGCGCGCCCGAGAUAGACAUGGCUGAAUCGUUGGUGGCCGACAACUGCGUAACUCUUGUGUGGAACAUGCCAGACGAGGACAGCAAGAUCGACCAUUACGUGCUGGAAUAUCGCAAGACCAACUUUGAAGGACCACCUCGCGUCAAGGAAGACCAGCCGUGGAUGGUUAUUGAAGGAAUUAAACAAACUGAGUAUACGCUUUCUGGGUUGAAAUUUGACAUGAAGUACAUGAACUUUCGUGUCAAAGCUUGCAACAAAGCUGUGGCAGGAGAGUUUUCUGAGCCGGUUACGUUGGAAACAAGAGCCUUCAUGUACCGCCUGGACGGCAGCACCAGCCACCAAAAUCUCAAGGUGGAAGACCUCAGCGUGGAAUGGGACGCCAUGGGCGGGAAGGUGCAGGACAUGAAAGCGCGUGAGAAGGAUGGGAAGGGGCGAACCGCCUCCCCGGUCAACUCUCCAGCCAGGUGCGUCCAGUCUCCAAAAAGGAUGCCGACCGGCCGUGGAGGGAGAGACCGAUUCACUGCCGAAUCCUACACAGUGUUGGGAGACACCUUGAUUGACAGCGGCGAUCACUACUGGGAGGUGCGCUAUGACCGGGACAGCAAGGCCUUUGCGGUGGGCGUGGCUUACCGGACUUUGGGCAAGUUUGACCAGCUGGGCAAAACCUCCUCCUCCUGGUGCCUUCAUCUCAACAACUGGCUGCAAGUCAGCUUCACCGCCAAACAUAACAACAAGGCCAAGAUCUUGGACAUCCCGGUCCCCGACGUCGUUGGCGUGUAUUGCAAUUUCCACGAAGGCUUCCUCUCGUUCUACAAUGCCAAAACCAAGCAGUUACUGCACACGUUUCGGGCCAAAUUUACCCAACCGGUUCUUCCGGCCUUCAUGGUCUGGUGCGGCAGCUUCCACGUCGUCUCCGGUUUGCAGGUCCCCAGCGCCGUCAAAUGCCUUCAGAAGCGCAACAGCGCGACAAGCAGUUCCACCACCAGCCUCACCUAGAGACCCGCGUCACGUUCCUCCUCCUCAAGACGGGGACCCUCCCGCCCUGAGACAGACCUGCAGUACUGACCGCCCACCGCAACAGACCCCACCAUAUUUUUAAAAAAUAUACAGUAUAUAUUCUUUUCCUUCCAGGUCUCGGAUAGGCCCUCAGACCGCCUUCGGCAAGGGGACCUGAAAGACGUUGGCCGGAAGGCGUUCGGUUCUUGAGGCCGGAUUGCAGAGCUUGCCCUUGCUGGUCUUAGUGGCGGGGCGCCCCUCUGCUCCCCGGUGCCGUCGGCGGGACAUGGGGCUCUCACGCAGCACGAAGGCUUGGUUGAAAGAAGGACAAUGAAAGCCCUGGG
This is a messenger RNA of Python bivittatus (Burmese python), 1862 nucleotides long. The record is from RefSeq and is a predicted model, not a curated record. Lineage: Eukaryota; Metazoa; Chordata; Lepidosauria; Squamata; Pythonidae.